CUGAUUCAUUUGUGAAAAUGACGUUGAAUUCUUGGAUGUAUUGGGUGUAUUUGUUGCACAUUGUAAACAUCAUCAGAGGGCAUGAAAACUUAAGUCGAAGAAAUGCGACAUCCGUGUCACAGAGUUCGGACUAUAGAAAUCAAACUGCUAAAUAUGGAAUAGACGGGAUCACAACACAAACGGAAUAUUUCUGUGCCCACACAGCUGUUAACCAAUCGGAGGCUUGGUUUCAAGUUGAUUUAGGAGAACCUUUUAGUCUUAAAACCAUAAGGAUAGUUUACAGAGAUGAAGGUUAUUGGAGGCCAUAUCGCUUUCGAUAUUUUUACCUUGAUUUGUCCAAUUCUUCUGUAAAUGGGUCAACAACCACUGAUAGGAAAAGAUGUUACCAGGACAAUACAACGGUCCCCGAUUUACCUCCAAGCAUAAUCAAUAUAACUUGUCCAUUCGUUGCGAGAUAUGUCAUUGUACAGAAUGAUUAUUUUGGUAAUGACACACAUUCAACAGGACCAAUUCUUGAAAUCUGUGAAAUCGAGAUAUUUGGUUGCAGCAUUAACUGCAAUGGAGAAUGUGAAACGACCGGAUAUUGUGCUGAAUGCAAUACAAAUCUUUGGGGAGAGAACUGUAUUCAAUCCUGUCCUGAUCAUUGCAAUGGAGGCAUAUGUAAUAGAACCACGGGAAGUUGUGAUUUUGGCUGCAGAAAUGGAACGUGGGGUAUUUUUUGUAAUUUGACGUGCAGUACCAAUUGUGCAGAUGAUGUCUGUGAGAUUAAAAAUGGUAGUUGUGUAAAUGGCUGCAAAGGGAAUUUUGAUGGAGAAAAAUGUGAAGUUUGUGAUGCCUUCCAUUAUGGAGAAAAUUGCAAAGAAUCUUGUGGUCAAGGCUGCAUAAAUAACACUUGCUUUGCAAACAAUGGCACGUGUUCAUUAGGGUGUGUCGAAAACUUUGUUUACCCAAAAUGCAAUUCAGAGUAUCAUUUAAUGACCAAGUCACAUGAAGAAACAAAUAAAGCGCCAUAUAUUGGAGUUGGCAUCGGGGUAUUCCUGCUUCUAAUAUUUGUGCUUAUUGGUGCAAUUGCUGUUCACAGAGUCUUCCUCAAGGAGAAGCAUUUAGCUGCAGAGUUGGUAGACUGCAAGAGAAUAAACCCAAAAAUAGAUAUAAAUCAACCUUUCCUUAUGACCAUUCUAGAGUCAAAUUAUCUUUAGAAGAUGGUUUUACGUCUGAUUAUAUAAAUGCAAAUUACAUAGAA
This is a messenger RNA of Saccostrea cuccullata (small rock oyster), 1243 nucleotides long. RefSeq lists its product as uncharacterized. The record is from RefSeq and is a predicted model, not a curated record. The coding region runs from base 18 to 1199 and encodes 393 amino acids. The transcript is spliced from 8 exons. NCBI's taxonomy places the organism in Eukaryota, Metazoa, Mollusca, Bivalvia, Ostreida, Ostreidae.